Molecule: messenger RNA, 6731 nt
Organism: Poecile atricapillus (Black-capped chickadee)
Lineage: Eukaryota; Metazoa; Chordata; Aves; Passeriformes; Paridae
Product: dedicator of cytokinesis protein 4-like
Exons: 53
Coding region: 134-6181 (2015 amino acids)
Biological process (GO): small GTPase-mediated signal transduction; cell chemotaxis
Cellular component (GO): cytoplasm; plasma membrane
Molecular function (GO): small GTPase binding; GTPase activator activity; guanyl-nucleotide exchange factor activity
Source: RefSeq, a predicted model, not a curated record
AAUGCCUUCGCCGCCGGGGCCGGGCAGCCGCGGCUGAGCGCGGCGGGAGCCCCGGGCAGCGGACGCGCUUGCCGGCCACCGCCGCUCCCGGCGGAGGGGCUGGCGGGGGAACGGGCGCUCGCACGCCGCGAGCAUGUGGAUACCCACGGAGCACGAGAAGUACGGCGUGGUAAUUGCUGGUUUUCGAGGGACAGUCCCACAUGGCCUAUCACUGGAGAUUGGAGACACUGUUCAAAUAUUAGAGAAAUGUGAUGGAUGGUACAGAGGAUUUGCCUUAAAAAACCCCAAUGUUAAGGGCAUAUUUCCAUCUAACUACAUUCACUUGAAGAAUGCAUGUGUUAAGAACAAAGGACAAUUUGAAAUGGUUAUUCCAACAGAAGAUUCUGUUAUUACAGAAAUGACAUCAACUCUAAGAGACUGGGGAACUAUGUGGAAACAACUCUAUGUGAGGAAUGAGGGGGAUCUCUUUCACCGGCUGUGGCACAUAAUGAAUGAAAUCCUAGACCUGCGAAGGCAGGUCCUUGUUGGCCACCUCACCCAUGAUCGAAUGAAGGAUGUCAAGCGACACAUCACUGCUCGUCUGGACUGGGGCAACGAACAGCUGGGGCUUGACUUAGUUCCAAGAAAAGAGUAUGCUAUGGUGGAUCCUGAAGACAUCAGCAUUACAGAGCUCUACAGGCUGAUGGAACAUCGCCAUCGAAAAAAAGACACACCAGUACCAGCUAGCAGCCACCAUCUUUUUGUUCAGAUGAAGAGUUUAAUGUGCUCCAAUCUGGGAGAGGAACUGGAAGUAAUCUUUUCACUCUUUGAUAGUAAAGAAAAUCGACCCAUCAGUGAAAGAUUUUUUUUAAGACUGAAUAGAAAUGGUUUGCCAAAAUGUCCAGAAAAGCCUGAAAGACACUGUUCUCUCUUUGUGGACUUGGGUAGCAGUGAACUCAGGAAGGACAUCUAUAUCACUGUGCACAUUAUCCGAAUAGGACGAAUGGGAGCUGGAGAAAAGAAAAAUGCCUGCAAUGUACAAUAUAGACGUCCCUUUGGCUGUGCAGUCCUCAGUAUUGCAGAUUUGCUGGCAGGAGAUUCAAAGGAUGACCUUGUCUUAAAAGUCUACAUGUGCAACACAGAGAGUGACUGGUAUCAGAUCCAUGAAAAUAUCAUUAAAAAGCUGAAUGCACGUUACAACUUGACAGGCUCCAAUGCAGGUCUGGCAGUUUCUCUUCAGUUGCUUCAUGGAGACAUAGAACAAAUUAGGAGGGAGUAUACAUCCAGAUUUACCCAUGGAGUAUCUAUAACAAGGAAAUUAGGUUUUUCCAAUAUUAUAAUGCCGGGUGAAAUGAGGAAUGAUUUAUAUAUCACUGUAGAAAGAGGAGAAUUUGAAAAAGGAGGGAAAAGUGUGGCCAGAAAUGUGGAAGUGACAAUGCAUGUGGUGGACAGCAGUGGUCAAAUCUUAAAGGAUUUUAUCUCAUUUGGCUCUGGAGAGCCACCAGCCAGCGAAUACCAUUCUUUUGUGCUUUAUCAUAACAAUUGCCCCAGGUGGGCUGAGCUGCUGAAACUUCCUAUUCCUGUGGAUAAGUUCAGAGGAGCUCACAUCCGCUGUGAAUUCCGGCACUGUUCCACAAAAGAAAAGGGUGAGAAGAAGUUGUUUGGCUUUUCUUUCAUGCCCCUGAUGCAGGAAAAUGGGAGGACUCUGCCAGAUGGCACCCAUGAACUAAUUGUACACAAGUGUGAAGAAAAUGCAAACCUUCAGGAUUCUGGUCGCUACCUCAAACUCCCCUUUUCAAAGGGAAUAUCCCUAGGAAACAACAGCCAAGCAGUAAAAACCACUAAAGAGUCCUUCUGGAUUACAUCUUUUCUCUGCUCCACUAAACUCACACAAAAUGGAGAUAUGCUUGACCUUCUGAAGUGGAGAACCCACCCAGACAAAAUUGCAGGUUGCCUCUCAAAAUUAAAAGAAAUUGAUGGUUCAGAAAUAGUGAAGUUUCUUCAAGAUACACUAGACACUUUAUUUGGGAUUUUAGAUGAAAAUUCUCAAAAAUAUGGAUCAAAAGUAUUUGAUUGCUUGGUUCACAUAAUAAAUUUGCUGCAGGACAGCAAGUUUCACCACUUUAAGCCAGUAAUGGACACUUACAUUGAAAGUCAUUUUGCAGGAGCACUUGCAUACAGAGAUCUUAUAAAAGUACUGAAGUGGCAUAUUGAUCGAGUCACUGAGGUGGAGCUUCAUGAUCACAUACAGGAAGUACUAAAGGCACAGGAAUAUAUCUUUAAAUACAUAGUUCAAUCUCGAAGAUUAUUCUCUAUUGCUACUGGUGGACAAAAUGAGGAGGAAUUUCGCUGCUGUAUUCAAGAGCUCCUUAUGUCAGUACGCUUCUUCCUGUCUCAGGAGAGCAAAGGAACAAGUGCUUUAUCCCAACUACAAGCUGUGUUUCUCAGCUCAUUCCCAUCAGUGUACUCAGAACUUUUGAAGCUCUUUGAUGUGAGAGAAGUGGCAAAUUUGGUUCAUGAUGCUUUGGGCAGCUUGCCAACAGUGAUGCAUGGGGAUGAAUCCCUUCAAGCUGUUAAACUGCAGAGUAUUGGGAAAACUGUGGAGAGUCACCUGUACACUAACCCAGAUUCUCGAUGCAUUCUUCUUCCAGUAGUUUUACAUCAUCUCCACAUGCAUUUACAGGAGCAGAAGGACCUUAUAAUGUGUGCCCGUAUCCUUAGCAACAUAUUUUGCCUCAUCAAGAAGAACAGCUCAGAAAAAUCAGUCCUGGAAGAAAUUGAUGUGAUUGUAAACAGUCUGCUAGAUAUUCUGUUAAGGACCAUACUAGAGAUCACCAGCCGACCACAACCAUCAGGCUCUGCUCUGCGCCUCCAGUUUCAAGAUGUGACUGGAGAAUUUGUCUCCUGUUUACUGUCACUCUUGCGACAAAUGACUGAUAGACACUAUCAACAGCUUCUUGAUAGCUUCAACACAAAGGAAGAUCUGAGGGAUUUCCUGCUGCAGAUUUUCACAGUAUUUCGGAUACUAAUACGACCAGAGAUGUUUCCAAAAGACUGGACAGUGAUGCGUUUGGUUGCAAACAAUGUGAUCAUUACUACAGUCUUGUACCUUUCGGAUGCCCUUCGUAAAAACUUCUUAAAUGAAAACUUUGAUUACAAGAUAUGGGAUUCCUACUUUUUUCUUGCUGUCAUUUUUAUAAACCAGUUAUGUCUGCAACUGGAGAUGUUCUCACCUUCCAAGAAGAAAAAGGUUUUAGAAAAAUAUGGUGACAUGAGGGUAACAAUGGGAUGUGAAAUCUUCAGUAUGUGGCAAAAUUUAGGAGAACACAAACUUCACUUUAUUCCAGCAUUGAUUGGCCCUUUCCUGGAAGUGACCUUGAUCCCUCAGCCAGACCUGAGGAAUGUAAUGAUUCCUAUUUUCCAUGACAUGAUGGAUUGGGAGCAAAGGCGAAGUGGCAACUUUAAACAGGUGGAAGCAAAGCUGAUUGACAAACUGGACAGCCUAAUGUCAGAAGGUAAAGGUGAUGAAACAUACCGAGAACUCUUCAACAGUAUUCUGCUGAAGAAAAUUGAGCGGGAAACAUGGAGGGAAAGUGGUGUUUCAUUAAUUGCCACUGUGACUCGCCUCAUGGAGAGGCUCCUGGACUACAGGGACUGCAUGAAAAUGGGAGAAGUGGAUGGCAAAAAGAUUGGCUGCACUGUUAGCCUUUUGAAUUUUUACAAGACUGAACUGAACAAGGAAGAGAUGUAUAUUCGCUAUAUUCAUAAGCUCUAUGACCUACAUCUGAAAGCACAAAACUUCACAGAGGCUGCCUACACGCUCCUGCUGUACGAUGAGCUGCUGGAGUGGUCUGAUCGGCCGCUCAGGGAAUUCCUCAACUACCCCAUGCAAACAGAGUGGCAGCGUAAGGAGUGUCUCCAUCUGACCAUCAUUCAAAACUUUGAUAGGGGAAAGUGUUGGGAAAAUGGCAUUAUCUUAUGCAGGAAAAUUGCAGAACAGUAUGAGAGCUACUAUGACUACAGAAACCUCAGCAAGAUGAGGAUGAUGGAAGCAUCUCUAUAUGAUAAAAUUAUGGAUCAACAGCGUUUGGAGCCAGAAUUUUUCAGAGUUGGUUUCUACGGGAAAAAGUUCCCAUUCUUCUUGAGAAAUAAGGAAUUUGUUUGCCGAGGACAUGACUAUGAAAGGCUGGAGGCCUUCCAGCAGCGAAUGUUGAAUGAGUUCCCACAUGCCAUUGCUAUGCAACAUGCUAAUCAGCCAGAUGAGACCAUCUUUCAGGCAGAAGCACAGUAUUUGCAGAUUUAUGCAGUGACACCAAUUCCAGAAAACCAGGAAGUCUUGCAGAGAGAUGGCAUUCCUGAUAAUAUCAAGAGCUUUUACAAAGUAAACCACAUCUGGCGAUUCCGAUAUGACAGACCAUUUCACAAAGGGACCAAGGACAAGGAAAAUGAAUUCAAGAGUCUGUGGGUAGAGAGAACCACACUGAUCUUGGUGCAGAGUUUACCUGGAAUAUCUCGUUGGUUUGAAGUAGAAAAACGUGAAGUGGUGGAAAUGAGUCCCCUUGAGAAUGCUAUUGAAGUCUUAGAAAAUAAGAACCAGCAGUUAAGAACACUGAUUAGUCAGUGUCAAACUCGACAGAUGCAGAACAUUAACCCUCUCACAAUGUGUCUAAAUGGGGUCAUUGAUGCAGCAGUUAAUGGUGGAGUUGCUAGAUACCAAGAGGCAUUCUUUGUCAAAGAAUACAUCUUGAACCACCCAGAAGAUGGAGAGAAGAUCACACGCUUAAGAGAACUUAUGCUUGAGCAGGCCCAAAUUCUAGAGUUUGGCUUGGCUGUGCAUGAGAAGGUGGUGCCGCAGGAUAUGAGGCCAUUGCACAAAAAGCUGGUGGAUCAGUUCUUUGUGAUGAAGUCAAGCUUGGGAAUACAGGAGUUUUCUGCCUGUGUACAAGCCAGCCCUGUUCAUUUCCCAAAUGGAAGUCCUCGUGUAUGCCGGAAUUCUAUACCCAUUUCUAUGAGCCCUGAUGCUGCCAGGGUAAUACCACGACGCAGCCCCUUGAGUUACCCAGCUGUCAAUCGGUAUUCAUCCUCAUCACUGUCAUCCCAAGCUUCUGCUGAAGUCAGCAACAUCACUGGGCAGUCAGAAAGCUCAGAUGAAGUUUUCAACAUGCAGCCUAGUCCAUCUACCUCAAGCCUGAGUUCUACUCAUUCUGCUUCACCUAAUGUGACCAGUUCUGCUCCAUCCAGUGCCAGAGCUUCUCCUCUGUUAUCUGACAAACAUAAGCAUUCCCGAGAAAACUCUUGCCUGUCUCCCAGAGAGAGGCCCUGCAGUGCCAUCUACCCUACUCCUUUGGAAACUUCUCAGACUACAAACUCUUGCUUUGCCAAGUGGAAUGCGACUUCUAUCCCCCACUCUAUCCGAGAUUGCAUAAGGGAGGCUGAGGAGCUCGUAGGCCCAGUCUCCGCUCUCUCUGAGACUCGCCCAGCAGCAAAGUCUCCCAAUCUGUCUCUACCCUCAGUGUCCCAAGAGAGGAGAAUGCUGUUUAAUCAUAUUGGAGAUGGUGCUUUGCCACGAAGUGAUUCCAAUCUGCCCGGCUCUGACAAAGCUGUAAACACCACCCCCAGCAGCUGGAGCCUGGACAGUGGGAAGGAAGCCAGAAACACAUCAGAAAGUGGAAAGCUUAUAUCUCCUCCUGUACCACCAAGACCUGCACAGACUGCAUCACCAGCAAGACACAUAGCCUCCAUUUCCCCUUCUCCUGCUGGAAGAUCACCAAUGAAGGGGUCUGUGCAAUCAUUCACACCAUCUCCAGUGGAGUAUCAUUCCUCGGGGCUCAUAUCCAACUCCCCAGCGCUGUCAGGGAGUUACAGCAGCGGCAUCUCUUCGCUCAGCCGAUGUAGCACAUCAGAAACAUCAGGCUUUGAAAGCCAAGGCAGUGAACCAGCAGUGACUGUCCCAAGCUACAGCAUUUCUGAGGAGCCUGUGAGAAAAGAAAGCAAAACCCCGCCACCUUACAGCGUGUAUGAGCGGACUUUGAAGCGCCCCGUUCCUCUACCUCACAGCCUCUCCAUCCCACCCGCCGCAGACCCCCCGGCACUGCCACCCAAGCCACAGCUUGUUCGGCCAAACAACCUGGAAAACAGCAGCAGGAGGACUGAGCAGGUUCCCCGGCCCAGGCCUCUGCCCCGCAAAGUCUCUCAGCUAUGAGAAGCCACUUUUAUAUUUAAUUGCAACACAUUCUUUACUGUUUAAGAAAUAAUAUUUUUUAAAAAUGGUAAAACUCAUUUAGUUAGGCACUUUAAUAUUUUGUCCACCUUUUCUUUUGAGUAAUUUUGAAAUGCUUAUUAAUAUUAUGUUGCACAUUUUAAAUGAAAUUACUAAUUUAGGUUACCAGAUAUUAUAGGAAGCAUGAAUGAGAGGAUUUUUUUUUUUUUAAUUUUGUGGUGGUGAAUACUGAUAAAUGUUUUUAUUUAUAAAAUCUAAAACCGUACAACUCUCAUCUGAGUUAGCUGAAUGCUUCUUACAAAAUGCAGAAUAUACUGACUGGAUCUUUACUACUAGAGAUAAAUGCACGCUUUCUAACAAAGUAGUCUGUAGACUAGGAUGUUUCUGCAAGUAGGCUGAAAGUUGUUUCUCUUAUCUGAUGAACAGGUUGGUAAUUUCAAAUGUAUGUGGCAAAACUGAGAUAUAAUGCAAGUUAUCUAGCAGAGGACUGUUGUAAGAAUGUGGUUUGGAAUUUUUGAAACACACACUUGGC